Messenger RNA from Gongylonema pulchrum, 354 nucleotides. The record is from the annotation of a GenBank genome assembly. Lineage: Eukaryota; Metazoa; Nematoda; Chromadorea; Rhabditida; Gongylonematidae.
GCAUCGCAGGACAGUUCACAGAUGGCAAAACCGGAUGAAGAACCACUUUAUGUCAAUGCUAAACAGUAUCACAGGAUUUUGAAAAGGCGUGCAGCAAGAGCUAAAUUAGAAAAGGAAGGAAGAAUUCCGAAAGGAAGGAGGAAAUAUCUCCACGAGUCAAGGCACAAACAUGCGCUAACGCGUGUGAGAGGCGAAGGGGGAAAGUUUGAUCGUGGAACACGUGGCAGCUUAGUUCCAGCUUCAUCGAGCCACCAGGGACUUACGGAGAAGAUGCAAACGGAGUUUCGGUCGGAUUACGCAAAACAGCUCACACCAUCGGCAGAGAAUUCGGAAUCGCCACCUAGUGGUAGAUAA